Daphnia pulicaria is the source of this 3503-nucleotide messenger RNA. RefSeq names its product lysosomal alpha-mannosidase-like. Gene Ontology annotation, molecular function: carbohydrate binding; alpha-mannosidase activity. Bases 286 to 3351 code for a protein of 1021 amino acids. The transcript has 24 exons. Gene Ontology annotation, cellular component: lysosome. Lineage: Eukaryota; Metazoa; Arthropoda; Branchiopoda; Diplostraca; Daphniidae. The record is from RefSeq and is a predicted model, not a curated record. Gene Ontology annotation, biological process: mannose metabolic process.
CUGCUGUGCUGUGUUGCUACCAUGUUACUGCGGGUGAAUAUAAGAAUAAUUUGACAUGCUGUUACCCGCUUAUUUGAUGGGCCAGCAGUGUGUAAGUCAAGUCGACCGUUGGAUCUAGCCUCAGCGAUUAGAUAAACCGGACAAACAAAACCAAAUAUUCCAGACUCCAGAGAUGCAAGUGAAAGUUGAAGAGAUACGUACUAACUCUGAACUGAACCGGAGAUUUUUCGCCAGACGUUUCCUUGUCGCACCAGUGCUGAGACCAUCAGCAUUUCAGCUUACAAGAUGAAGCUACCCUUUAUCGGCAUCUUUUCGCUCCUAGCGUUCGGUUGCUGUUGGAUCACGACCGACGCCGCUCCCCAGCAGCGAGCCUCUUCCUGCGGCUAUGAUAGCUGUACGCCGAGUAAACCGGGAGUGAUCAAUGUUCACGUCGUUCCGCAUACACACGACGACGUCGGGUGGUUGAAAACGGUCGAUCAAUACUACUAUGGCUCGAAAACGGGUUACCAGAGAGCAGGCGUACAGUACAUCAUUGAUUCCGUCAUCAAGGAGUUGGUGAAAGAUCCGGCAAGGAGAUUCAUCUAUGUGGAAAUGGCCUUCUUUUCGCAAUGGUGGCAAGAGCAAACAGAAGAGAAAAAGGCUGUCGUCAAGCAAUUAGUCGAAGAAGGCCGUCUCGAAUUCAUAAAUGGCGGCUGGUGCAUGAACGACGAAGCUGGAACGCACUACAACGACAUCAUCGAUCAAAUGACAUGGGGAAUGAGGUUCUUAAACGAUACAUUUGGCGAGUGUGGCCGCCCUAAAAUCGGCUGGCAGAUUGAUCCGUUCGGCCACUCGAGGGAGCAGGCGUCCAUAUUUGCUUCCAUGGGUUUCGACGGUGUCUUCUUUGGCAGGAUCGACUGGGUUGAUAGGACUCAACGGAAAGCCAACAAGGAAAUGGAGAUGAUCUGGCAUACUAGCAACAGCCCUGGUGAACCAAAUUCCAUCUUCACGGGAAUCUUCUACGAGCAUUACUCGGCUCCCAACGGUUUCUGCUUUGAUGUCGUGUGCAGAGACGAGCCGUUUAUCGACAGUCCUAGAUCUGCCGACUACAACGUCGUGAAAAAGGUGAAGGAUUUAGAAGCGCACAUCAAAGCCAAGGCUCUCAGUUACUCCACCAGUAAUAUCAUGCUCACCAUGGGCGACGAUUUCAACUACAUGUCGGCUGACAUGAACUUUAAGAACAUGGAUAAAAUGAUACGCUACACUAACGAGUUGGCCAGCGGAGUCAACCUGUUUUACUCGACGCCCAGCUGUUAUGUCAAGGCUAUCAACGACGAAGCCGGAAGCCGGCCGUGGCCGACCAAGACGGAUGACUUCUUUCCUUACUCAAAUGAUCCGCACGCCUACUGGACGGGUUAUUUUACAUCUCGGCCAGCCUACAAGGGUACGGUGCGGAAAGCCAACACUUUCCUUCAGAGUUGCAAGCAACUCCAUUCGCUGGCUGGCCCAUCUGCCGGCGGCCAAAAUCUGAUUGAUAGUCUCAGACGCAGCAUGGGAGAGGCACAACAUCACGAUGCUGUGGCUGGCACCGAGAAGGAACACGUUUCCCAAGAUUAUAGGCUGAGAUUGCACGACAGUCUCGUCGAUUGUCAGAAGGAUGUGGGCAAUUCUUUCAGCCAGCUACUUCCGAUCGGCAGCCAGGCAUUGCCACCACAAGAGUUUUGCCUUCAUUUGAACGUGAGCCAAUGCGCCAUUACGGAAUCGUCUUCUCGUUUCGUGGCGAACGUCUACAAUCCGCGCUCUCAUGAGGUGACCACUUACGUCCGAUUACCGGUUAUGAAUGGAGUCUACACCGUUCUGGACCCCGACGGUAGCGAGCUGAUCGUCCAACUGGUCCCACUCGUCAAUGCGGCUCUCCGAUCGAUCGAAACUGAAAGACCCAAAUCAUCAGCUACACACGAGUUAGUGUUCCAGGCGGCCAGCAUUCCAGCGCUCGGCCACAAAACGUUCUACAUCGUGAAAUCUAGCGCUCGGCACGGUCAGCAACAUUCCACCAUCACCAGCAGCAGGGAGCGGCAGUCGACAACCGUUCGUAUGGCAGAAGCCGGCGAAAGAAUCGCCGUCAGCAAUGGGAAACUGUCGGUCAAUUUCGACGCCAACGGCUUAAUCGAGAGCGUAGUCGUUGAUGGAGUAACCGUGAUGAUGAGCCAGAAUUUGAUGUGGUACGCUGGAAUGAAUGAAGGAAACGCCAACAGUAUCUUCGACGAUCGCCCGUCUGGCGCUUACGUCUUCCGUCCCAACGGCACUGACGCCACACCCAUCUCAACGCAGGCCACUCUUAUCGUUCAAACAGGUGCCUUGGUAAGUGAAGUUUAUCAGCAAUUCAGCGACUGGGCCAGCCAAGUGGUGCGCGUCUACAAAGGCCAGAGUGAUGUGGAGAUUGAGUGGACCGUGGGACCGAUCCCCGUCGGGGACGGAAUUGGAAAGGAGAUUGUCAGUCGAGUGACGACACAAAUACCUAGCGGGGGUCGCUUCUAUACCGAUUCCAACGGCCGCCAAACCUUGCUGCGCCGGAGAGAUUUUCGUCCCACUUGGACACUGGACAUCACGGAGCCCGUCUCUGGCAACUACUACCCCAUCAAUUCCCACAUUUACGUCACUGACAGUGAGCAAAAUGCCGGAGCGGUCGUAGCCCUUGUCAACGACCGAUCACAAGGAGGAACCAGCCUGAAAGAUGGCCAAAUUGAACUUAUGGUUCAUCGUCGGCUGUUGUAUGAUGAUCAUUUUGGAGUUGGCGAGCCAUUGAACGAACCUGGUGAUGGGCCGGGUCUAGUCGUUAGGGGUACGCAUUAUUUGUUGGUCAACCCGUCGCUAGCUGGGAAUCAUCCCGUCUCCUUGAUCCGACCAUUGGCCCAGCAAAUGUUCAUGAGACCGUGGAUGUCCUUUAGCGCCACCAGUCUGUCAUUCACCAAUUGGAAGAACAAUUUCCGAACCGAGAAAUCAGGAUUGAGGGCACCGUUGCCGGACAACGUCCACAUCCUAACGCUCGAACCGUGGCGUGAUGACACUCAUCUUUUACGCUUGGAGCACGUCUACGAUAUCGGCGAACACUCGACUUUGUCCGAGCCCGUUACUCUCAUCUUGGAUGAUUUGUUGGCCGAUUACACCAUCACCUCGGCCGUGGAGACAACCUUGGGGGCUAAUCAGUGGGCAUCAGAGUCUUCUCGUCUACCUUGGACCACGGCUGCUACUAACCACCAACAGCCCUUGAAGAAGGUGUCCAGCAAGACUCGACAGUCGUCUGGCAAAACAUCUGUGACUUUGUUACCAAUGCAAAUUAGAACGUUCAUCAUUCAGAUGACCCCGAAAUAAAAUAAAACAAAACAAAAAAGGUCGCUAACUUGCAUCUUCCGGGGUUCGACCGACCCCAAUGGACCAUUACGCAAUUCCUAAAUUUUCUUAUAACUUUAGUAAUAGUUAACCGCGGUUGAAAUUAGAAAUGAAAUACAAACAAGUAGACAGUA